UUUGGGAUGGUAGUUUACUCUUUAGCAUCUAUUGUAUAUAUAGAUAUGAAUCGUGGAUUGAAGUCAUACAGCUUCCUUAAACUUAAACUGGGCUGAUCGACAUGGAUUGGUUCUCAUGGCUUUCAAAAAGUGGGCUUGAGCCAUCCCUAGUGUACGAGUAUGGCCUUACCUUUGCUCACAACGAGCUCGAAGAAGAAGACAUGUUUUACUUCAACCACGAGUUUCUCCAAAGCAUGGGCAUCUCCAUAGCAAAGCACAGACUAGAGAUCCUCAAGCUUGCCAGAAAAGAGAAGGGAAAGAGCCCACGCGCGGUGGCAAGGCUCGCGGUGGCAAUCAAGAGGACUAAGAACACCUUUGCCAGCUAUGUAAGGACUUUGAUGCACAAAGAAGAAUCAUCAUCAUCUAAUUCAGCACUUGUUGUAGUGCCAGUGCCACCAUCAAGGUCUAGUAGUAGUGGUUUGGGGAAAAGAUGGAAGAGUGCUAUGAUGAAGAGGGGCAAAAAGCAAGAGACACUCUUUCUCACUAAUGGAAGUUCCACGGUAGUUCCAGCUCAGCCUGGUUUUUCUAGUCCUGUGGUCUACCAUUUCCAGAAGGAUGAGAAGAUGGGUGGAGAUGAUGAUGAUGGCUAUUGGUCUGCCGCUGUUGAAGAGAUCAAAUGGGAUACCAUGUUUCAGGAUCUAAAGCCAAACUGAAACUUUCUCUUUUCUUUGGGGGUUGACUUGACUCUAUCCCUGAUUUUAAACUAAUGGGUGAGAGAUUUGAGUGUUUUUCUUCUUCUUUCAGAUACUGGUGGUGGGUAAGUUUAGCACCCUGUAUGUUCUGUAGUAUCGAGUUUGUACUAUUAUAUGUUCUGUUCAUGUCCUUUAGAUUUGAUAGGGGGAAAAUUGCAUCAGAUUUCAUGAGCAGAGAAAUAUCGAGGUAGAUAUUUAACUAGGCCGUUAUAUAGCAAGAAGUAUAUAAUUUGAAUUUUGAAGCAUAAGCAGUUAGGCUUGAGUCUGCCUGACUUUACUUUAGCUACUGUAUUGUGUUAUGUCUAAUGGUGAUGAUCAUAUUAACAAUUUGAUUC
Glycine soja is the source of this 1066-nucleotide messenger RNA. RefSeq lists its product as uncharacterized. NCBI's taxonomy places the organism in Eukaryota, Viridiplantae, Streptophyta, Magnoliopsida, Fabales, Fabaceae. Bases 102 to 692 code for a protein of 196 amino acids. The record is from RefSeq and is a predicted model, not a curated record. The transcript has a single exon.